CCUGCACAAUCUCUGUAUUCACACACAACCACACACAUACACACGCCUUGAUCCGCAUGCACUGCAUGGCUCUCUCGACCACUCAGUGACACAGAGACGAACGUCUUAACGAGUCCGCAAAAAUCAGCCUUCACAGCUCAACACUAUGAGUGCAGUGCAGUGCUCAUGGUUAGCAGCAUCGGAUUAUCAUACACACAGAGAUACAUACACACAUACACAGCAGUGUCCCCGCCUUCCCUCAUUCAUUGGGCAGCCAGUCAGGGAUCCUCCCACAGUCGUUGUGCAGCUCCGUCUUGACGCCCCAUCUGAUGGUCUGACCAGCCCCCCACGGCUGGUAAAACGGAAAGCCGCGGUGCUUAGGGUAAAGUGUCCCAUCCUGCGGCUUCCCCUUCGCGAAGUGUCCCUCGAAUACCACCCCAGUCCAUUAAGAAAUGCACGAGUAGACCUUACCCUGCUGCCACUGCCCACUCUCCCACUGCCCCUCGUACUUCUUCUUGCCGUUGUCGUAAUACGAGGUGCCCGUGCCGUGUUUGUGUCCGCACAGCCACUCUCCCUCGUACGCCUCGUGCCCAUUGUGAUGAUAGCUGGUGCCCUGGCCUUCUGGUUUGCCAUUGCGCAGCGGGCCUGUGUAGGUGGUGCCAUCCUCCAAGGGCAUCUUGUCGGCUCUCCCCUUGCCCACCAUCUGGCCAUGCUCCCACCGGCGAUUGCAGCAGCCGCCGUUCGGCCAGUGUGCCGUCCCGCUGCCGUGAGCGAUGCCGUUGAGCAGAGGGCCUUCAUAGUGGUACCCCUCCCACGGCAGCCGAUGAGCCGUGCCCUCUCCGACCAUCUCGCCGGCAGACCACUGCCCCUCGCAGGCCGUGGAGCCAUCUGAGCUCUUCAGGAGUAUGCCGCGGCCGUGGGGUAUGCCGUUGAGCAGAGGGCCAGUGUAGGUGGUGCGUCGAUCACCAGAGGGCAUCUUGUCCGCUGUCCCCUCGCCGACCAUCUGCCCAUGCUGCCAUGUGCCUGUGGACGUGCCGCCGUUCGGCCAUCGCGCUGUCCCCUGGCCGUGUGGCUUUCCAUUGUGCAGAGGGCCGGUGUAAGUCUUGCCGUCCCCUAGAGGGAUCUUGUCGGCGGUCCCUUCGCCGACCAUCUGCCCCCCCCGCCAUCCACCCCGGUAGAGCUGAGAGCCCCUCGAGUCGUACUGGGUGCCGUGGCCGUCAUACAUGCCACUCACCCAAUGCCCCUGAUACUCCACAUGGCCAUUGGCGCGGUAGCUGACGCCCUGACCAUAGUAUUUCCCGUCCCUCCACUGGCCCUCGUACUUCUUGUUGCCAUUAUCGUGAUACGAGGUCCCUUCGCCGUGCAUCUUUCCAUUCUUCCACUGCCCCUCGCACUCCAUCCUGCCAUUGGCGCGGUAGCUGGUGCCGUGGCCGUGCAUCCUGCCGUCUGCCCAUUGUCCCUCUUUCUCCUUGGUGCCAUUCUGAUCGUAGCUG
This is a messenger RNA of Vitrella brassicaformis, 1472 nucleotides long. NCBI's taxonomy places the organism in Eukaryota, Vitrellaceae. The record is from the annotation of a GenBank genome assembly.